GGAACAUGUAAUAUAAAUGAAAGUAUUUUUUAUAAAUCUCUUUCUUUUAAUUAGCCUCGUAAGUAUUUCCUAAUUGCAAAAUUAACUUAACAUCUAGUUUCGUAUUAAAUUUUGAGUCUCAAUUUCUAUUACAGUUUUUUCGUUUGGUUUUAUGUAGAAUACCAUUGCACGCCCGGGAAAUUAAAAAAAAACAAAGGCUAUCUUUCUCUUUCACGGAAGCUCUUUCUUUUGAUUUCUUUCUUUACACUUACGAGCUUUGCGUUAACUUAAAAUAAGUAGGAGCUUAAUUAAAAUAAACAUAUACACAAAUUAACCAAGUAUUGAGUGAUCAAGUGCAGUUUAUUCCUAUACUCAACACGAUUGGACGCGGCCAGAGUUCAAUAAACUUCGAUGUCGGGCAGGCCUUUUAGAAAUGUCAUUAGUGGUUGGUUAUUGGAUUUUAUUGUGAAUGUUUUGUGAUUCUAUCUUAACUAUCUAUAUGUGCUAGUGUCAGAGACGUGUUGCUAUGGAAAAUCAGAAUCAUCCUGAGAGAGUUGUGCCGGUUCAAUAUGGUAGAGGUUCAAGAGCUUUUCGUCAGUUUAAAAAUCCUCCACAACCGCACAUGUGUAUCCAAGAUACAAUAAAGGGCACUUCUGAGAAAUUGUACAUUAAUGUGUUGGGAUGGCAGAAAAUAGCUAACCCGAAACAAUAUUCAGAUCCCAUUCCUUUGUAUGGUGGAAUGCAGGUGCCACAGAACUAUGGGCCCAAUUCAGGAAGGCCUCCAAUGAUAGUUUUUGCAGUUAUGGUCAAUCCAGAUAUUCUCAAAGCUAAUGGGAAAAAUGCCAGCAGUCCUACGGAUCGUGAAGCACUAGUGAGUCUACUCUGUGACUUUGUGGAGGCUAUGAAUCCAGGGCUAGUGUUGGCAAGGAGUCCUGUCAUCAUGAAAGAUAGAGAUCUUGCGGGGGAACUGAAGGAUGUUUGGCUUGCUGUACAAAAUAAAAGAGAAAGGGAGAAAGGAAUGAAUCAAGAUGUUAUGUAUAAGGUUUAUGACAUAGAUGGUAUUGGUGAAGACAAUAUGAAUGAAGAUGAUGUUCAAAUGAAACAAGGGGGCUCUCCCAAUAGGGGACCAAAUGGUGAUAAAAAACCUGUCAAGUCAUCGAAACAAAUACUGUUGAAUGCUGGCCAGAAAUCAGAAUUCGAUUCAGGUAUGAACAAUUGCCAAUUAAACCAGACACAUUUAAACCGUGACAAUAAAACUGGUAACAGUUCGCCUGAUACUACAUACUGUACUCCUGUUUACGGUCAAAUAGUUUCAACACGAGAAAACCACAACCAAAUAAAUGACAUACAACAAAAGUUCUCUUCAAAUGAAAUUAAACCAUCAAGCUCCUUCCGGAAAGACUGGAAUCCCAUGCACGGCAAAACAACUGAAGGAUGGGACGAAUUCUCCAAACGCAACAUAUCCACAAUCAAAAGCGACGAUAAAAAGCGAUGUAUCAAAGACAAAACUAAAAUAAGCAAUGGCAAGUCUCAUUACGAUUUCUUCCCGUACUUUGACAAUAAAUCGGCGAAUGAAGUGGAGGGUUCAGAGGAAGAAGACAGUAUGAACAAGGAACAAAUUACGAACGAAGAAAAUUCUAAAAUAAUUAUAGACCCAAUGCAGAAACUAGUUCUGCAUUCGACUGAUAAGAAUAUAUGUGAUAAUAACACAAGUGCUCUCAGCUCAAUAAGCUCAUAAAAUUAGCUUUUACAAACUUUUUUGUAUGGCAGUUGACAUUUAAAUAUUUGAUGUAAUCGCUUGCAUGUCUGCAUACCCUCCUCGUACUCGUGACACUCGCAAUCUGAUCAAUCGAGAUGUUUACACUUGGUGAGUAUCUCACUACUCGAAUGCCAC
Messenger RNA from Spodoptera exigua (beet armyworm), 1873 nucleotides. The record is from the annotation of a GenBank genome assembly. Lineage: Eukaryota; Metazoa; Arthropoda; Insecta; Lepidoptera; Noctuidae.